Ipomoea nil (Japanese morning glory) is the source of this 1506-nucleotide messenger RNA. Its product is annotated as inositol 3-kinase-like. NCBI's taxonomy places the organism in Eukaryota, Viridiplantae, Streptophyta, Magnoliopsida, Solanales, Convolvulaceae. Gene Ontology annotation, biological process: myo-inositol hexakisphosphate biosynthetic process. Gene Ontology annotation, molecular function: kinase activity. The transcript has 2 exons. The record is from RefSeq and is a predicted model, not a curated record. Bases 301 to 1443 code for a protein of 380 amino acids.
UCAAUUAAGAUUCUUACAGAAUAAUUUUGGCAGUGUCAGCUUUUGAAUGUGUUACCGGCCGUUCUCUUCCGGCCACCCAUCUGGAAAAGAAUCAGAUUCGAGUUUUUGCAUUUCAGAAUUGCGGUGCCGCGCGUCUAAUGGUUUCAGCUGACACGAUUACAUACUCUGCUUUGUCUUCAUCUUCUCUUUGCUGUCAUGGCUUUAGUUUUGGUGUCCUCUGUGUGCCCAUAUCGCCGAUGAUCUCUUCUCGCCACCCGGAAGUCCCGAUAACCUCGCUUUCUCCGCCCUUAAACCGCAAACAUGGUCGGAGAAACGAAGGAGCCGUCUUCGCCCGGCGCCGCUCGCCGCUCGUGCCUCGUCGUCGGGAAUUGCUGCCAUGAUGUUCUGAUCAAAGACGGCGGCGUCAUUGCCGAGUCCCUCGGCGGCGCCGCCUCCUUCAUCUCCGCCGUGCUCGAAGGCUUCAACGUCGCGUGCCACUACGUGUCUAAGGUGGGCCCUGAUUUCGCUUACUCCGUUAGCCACCGCCCGAUUGUUUGCCCUUCCUCGCAAACCACCCUCUUCCACGCCUAUUUCUCGUCUGAAAUCAAGCGCCGGGAUCGGGUUCUCAAGCGGAUCCGGGCGUGCGAAUCGAUCGCCGCGUCGGAUCUCCCCGACUCGGAAUUCGAUUUCGGGUUGGCCGUCGGCGUAGGCGGGGAGAUUCUGCCGGAAACGCUCGAGAAAAUGAUCGGUAUCUGCAAGACGGUGUUCGUCGACAUCCAAGCCCUAAUUCGGAUCUUCGAUCCGACGGACGGAACUGUGGAUCACGUCGAUCUGAAGCAAACCGGAUUCUUCCAUUUACUACCUAGAAUAGGGUUUUUGAAGGCGUCGUCGGACGAGGCGCCGUAUGUGGACGUAGAGGAGGCGAGAAAACGGUGUCGUAUAUUGGUGACCAACGGAAACGAGGGCUGCACGGUGGUUACCGAAAACACAGAGCUAAAGAUCGCACCUUUUCCAACGAUUCAAGUGGAUCCGACCGGAGCCGGGGACAGCUUUCUGGCCGGAUUAGUAGCCGGAAUUGCUCAUGGAUUAACCCUGCCUGAUUCUGCAUUGCUGGGGAACUUCUUCGGAUCGCUGACAGUCAGGCAAAUGGGGCAUUCCAAAUUUGAUUCUCAGCUUUUACAGAGAGUGAAGGCAGAAGUGGAGAGGAGGAGGGUGCACCAUUUCGGCAGCCAUGAAAAGCGGGAUGAUGAUGGUGACAGCCAUGAAAGGCGGGAUGAUGAUGAUGACGACAAUGACGAUGAUGAUUUUUUUAAAGGUCUUGAUGCAGUGAGAACAGUAAUGGCUCCAUACUGUCUCCAGGAAUGGCCAAACUCUCCCAGAUCAAAGUGCAGUGAUCAGGAGAGAUUACUGCUUCAUUCUGUCUGUGAAGAACCCCCCAUUAAUUCGGUUCAAAAUAAACAGUGAUUUUAGGAGUUUUUUUUCCCACACCCAUGAAAUGUCAUUCGAAUAAAUAGAGAUUUAGACUUU